Messenger RNA from Cucumis sativus (cucumber), 1385 nucleotides. Its product is annotated as probable 2-oxoglutarate-dependent dioxygenase At3g111800. The record is from RefSeq and is a predicted model, not a curated record. The transcript has 3 exons. Bases 94 to 1143 code for a protein of 349 amino acids. Lineage: Eukaryota; Viridiplantae; Streptophyta; Magnoliopsida; Cucurbitales; Cucurbitaceae.
AAGAGCCUUAAAAUCCACCAAAACAGAAAAAAAAAAAAAAAAACAGAAAAUAUUCAAUUUAAUUCAGUUAGGUAAGAGAUUAAAAGAAAGAUAAUGAAUAGUAGUUGUCUGCAGAGUUGGCCGGAGCCGGUGGUGUGUGUGCAGUCGCUGGCAGAGAGUGGAAUAAGUAAAAUUCCGGGGAGGUACGUGAAGCCGCCGUCGCAGAGGCCAGAUGGUGGGACGGUGAAGAAGAUGAGGAAUAUUCCGGUGGUGGAUAUGGAGAAGGUGGAGAGUGGUGCGGCGGUGAAGGAAAUGGCGGAAGCGUGUAGAGAAUGGGGAUUUUUUCAAAUAAUAAACCAUGGGAUAAGUGGUGAGAUGAUAGAAUGUGUGAAGGAGAGUUGGAAGGAGUUUUUUAAUCAGCCGUUGGAUUUGAAGAAUCAGUAUGCAAAUACUCCAGCGACCUAUGAAGGAUAUGGAAGCCGGUUGGGGAUUGAAAAAGGAGCCAUUUUGGAUUGGAGUGAUUACUUUUUCUUAAAUUUUUUGCCUUUGUCUCUCCGAAAUCCAACUAAAUGGCCUGCUUUUCCCUCUUCCUUCAAGAAAGUGAUCGAAGAAUAUGGGGAUGAGGUGGUGAAGGUAUGUGCGAAAUUAAUGAAAGGAUUAUCAAUGGGAUUAGGGCUUGAAGAAGAGUAUUUAUUAAAUGCAUUUGGAGGAGAAAAAGGAAUAGGUGGUUCCAUGAGAGCAAAUAUGUAUCCAAAAUGCCCACAACCUGACUUGACUUUAGGGCUUUCCUCCCACUCGGACCCUGGUGGCAUCACCAUUCUCUUGGCUGACCAUAACGUCCCCGGCCUCCAAGUUCUCAAGGGAAAUGAUUGGAUCACUGUUGACCCUAUCCCUAAUGCCCUCAUAGUUAACAUUGGUGAUCAAAUUCAGGUGCUAAGCAAUGGAAUAUAUAAGAGUGUGAAGCAUAGGGUGAUGGUAAAUCCAAACAAGGAAAGAGUUUCAUUGGCUUUCUUCUACAACCCCAAAGGUGAUUUGAUAAUUGAACCAUCCAAGGAGCUUCUCACCAAAGAAAGACCAUCCCUUUUUCCACCAAUGACCUUUGAUGAAUAUAGACUUUAUAUUAGGAAGAAGGGUAUUUGUGGAACUUCAAAACAUCAACAAUAAUACCCUAAAUCAAUUUAGUUAUAAUUAAUGCUGUAAUAUUAGUUAAUAUGGUUAGUCUUUUCCCUUAAUUAUUCAAGUUAUUGUAUGUUCAAAACUUUUUUUCUUUUCUUUUUAAUUUUGUGUUGUUUUUCUUUUCUUUUUUGGUUCUAAUCUACCACUUUGUCAUUGUGGAUGUUAGAAUUAUCUAUUCCCUUUCGUCUUGAUCACAAUUAUAAUAUAUUAUCUAUUUUGUCAAUCAAACA